CAGAGCGUUAUGACGUAAUGAGUGCGGGUCCAUGUUAGCUGAAUUGCUAAUGUUCCGGUGCCAGAGGAGCGGUGGAUGUGUUCGGUAGACAAAGGGAGUGAAUCCGCGAGUAAUAUGCGGCAGUGUGGACUCUCCCGCUGGGCAGCGCGGUGCUGAGCUCUAACUUGUUCCCUGUAUGUAAUUAGUUUCUCGGAGGAAAGUCCGCUCCGCGUUGUAUGUCGUUCUCUUCCAGGCUACGCUAGGCUAGGCUACGCUAGGCUAAGCUAGGCUAGGCUAUUCUCCAGCAUGUACCCUGCGUGGGGCGCUUAUGGCUGGAGCCCGCAGCCUCAGCACUUCUCUCCGCGCGCUCAGCCUUUCCGCGGCCCGCCUCCGUCUGCCGGUGGCUUCGGGGGAUAUGGAGCUCCAUCUCCGGCAAACUCCUCCAACUUCUCCAGCCUGCAUGAGCAGCAUCUGCAGCAGAUGCAGCAGCUUCAGCAGCUCCACCAGAGGCAGCUCCAGUCUGUGCUACACUAUAAUAACGCCAACUUCAACGCUGCUCCUGCUCCAUCUCCAGCGGCUCCUCCACAGUGGAGCGGACCUGCGGCAGGAUAUCCACCACCUACAUCUCACUUUCAGCCGGAUCCUGCUCAGAACAGAGGCGCUGCUCCACCUGAACCCCCAUCUGCACCUCCACCAGCACCUAAAACCACCACACCAACACCAGCUCACUCCCUGAACACCACCUCCACCACAACCUCCACCACGGAGAGUUCAGCAGCAGAGCCGAAAGAGAAGACAGCUAACUUGUCUGCCAUGUCUCUACAGGAGCAGCAGGAUUACUGGUACCAGCAGCACCUUCACAACCUUCAGAAGUUGAAGAAUGAGAAGAUGAAGCAGGGAGGUAGUGACGUGUCCUCUAAAGGAAACACAGGCACGUCCCCUGACCCACCACCGCAUGAAGCCCCACCUCCUCCACCCCCUAAAGAGGAACCUCCUCCACCUCCUCCACCUGACGACAAGCCCAGCAUGGCCGAGUCUGCAGACCCGGCAGAGGCAGCGAGGUUACAGCAACUGCAGGUGGCAGCAGCUCAGUGGCAGCAGGUUCAGUACCACAGAGCGGGGUAUCAGUACCAGGCCCUGAUGCAGGAACACACACAGCUUCAGCAGAUACUGCACCGCUACCAACAGGUCAUCCAGCAACCUGCACACUUAGAGUCCAUGUCUGCAGACCUGCAGUUGCAGCACUAUGAGAUGCAGCAGCAGCAGUUUGCACCGGUGUUGCAGGACUGGGACAGACACUUUAAGCUCUGGCUGGACCAGUUCCAGGCAUAUCCUCACAAAGACCAGCUUCAGGAGUAUGAAGGUCAGUGGAGACAGUGGCAGGAGCAAAUGAGCUCCACUUCAGCCCAUUUGAACGAGCGAGUGACCACACUGAGGGGCAUGAAACAGCCGUAUGGAGGUAUGGUGGGAGCGUAUGGGCAGCCCUGUCCUCCUGCACCAGAUAUGAGCACCACCCCGAUGGCACCAAAUACUCUGGUUCCUUCCUCAGGCCCUCCUCAGAGCACACGUCCAACCAAUCUUUCAGGACCAAAUUCUGUGGAAUCAGGUUCACGUCCAGGAUUAGUGGUUUCAGCUCCACGUCCAGGGUCAGUGGUUCCUGUCUGUCCUCCUGGAACAGCGGCAAGACAGCCUGGUCCUCGUGGAAGGUUUGAAGGCCCAAGAGGUCCGAGGUUUGAAGGUCCUAGAGGGCCAAGAUUUGAAGUUCCAUUACAGCAGAGAUUUUGUGAACCAGCCAGGUUUGAUGGUGGUCAGCACUUCGGAAAGCCUCCACGAGGUAAUGCGCAUCUGUCAGGACCUUCAGGUAGAUUUGAGACUCCACUUUCUCGUUAUGAGAGACCUCCUGGACCACACCUGGGUCCACCCAUAGGUCCAUCUCCACCAUCUGUUCCUGCCUCACAAACUAAACUUAGCCAGGUAAAACAACCAAACUCACAGCUGGGUAAACCUGAUUCUUCUUCAGCUUCUCUUCCUGAAAGUGUGACCACAAGCAAGAAAGAAAAUGGAACGAUUCCAAAUGAAACGGAACACAAGUCCAUGUCAGAUGAUGUAAUGAGUUCAGAUGAUGCAUUCUUUGUUCAGACUGAUCCAAUUCCUCAGUCUGACAAAGGCAAGAAACCUGACACCAUCAAACAGGCUGUUAAAGAGAAGGACUCAAAAAAGGAUAACUUCAAAACAACUGUAACAGCAGCACCAUCCUCAGCAGCGCCAUCCUCAGCAGCGCCAUCCUCAGCAGCGCCAUCCUCAGCUGCGCCAUCCUCAGCUGCGCCAUCCUCAGCUGCACCUGUCCCACUAAAUCAACCCCUAACUACUCCCAAUAAGACCCCAGAGGCAUCAAAAAGUAUUACUGCUCCACAACAACGGGCACAGCCUCUUCAACAAGGCCCAUUCCAAUCUGACCUGCACAAGGAACCCCCUGGAACACCACACGAGAUAAAUCAGUAUGGUCCUCCACAUGCUCUCCGUGGUCACGGUAGGGGUCAAGCUCCUUUAUCAAUGCGAGGAAGAGGUCGUGGACGUGGUCGAGGACAGAUGAGCAGACCUCUGGGUCCUCCAUCUUUAUCAGAUCCCAGUUUUCAUGGGGAAGAUGCUUCAUAUGAGCAUCAGCCACCAAUUGAAGAGGAUUUUGGUUGGGGGGAGCAUUCCCAAGAACCACAUUGUAUGAUGGAUGACCGGGAAGCUCAUGAGAUGUGGCACCCUGAGGAGCAUCAUUUCCAGAAAGAAUUUUAUGAAGAGCCUGAAGAACGUGCAGCACAUCAGGGCCGAAUGGAUCCCGCAGAGAGACCCGUGGAACACUGGGAAGAGGAGCAGCCGGAGUACUGGGAGGAGGGAGAUCAAUACUGGGCAGAGAGAAGACCUACAAUGAUGCACCAUCGACCCUCUUUGCCUCUUGAAGGACCUAGAUGCCCCCCUUUCCAACCACGCUUUAUGCACCACGGUCCACGACGUCCUCCUCCACCAUCAAAUAUGGAACGUGACCCACAUGGCCCCCCUCCUCCUUUUCCUAACAUGGGGCCUCGUUUUCGACGUGGUUGUCCGGGUCCUUGGGGGCCAAGACCACGUCAUGACCUGAUGAGACGACCUCCUCUACCACCUCAUGAACUAUUGGAGAGAGAGCCAGUGGGUCCACCUGGGUACCAUGAUGAAAUGGACAGAGAACCUGGUUGGCCUCUUCCACAUGGUAGAGAACCCAGGCACCCUCUAUUACCUCCUCAUGAAAUGAGGGAUAUGAGAAGGCCACCCAUGCGAUCACAUCCGAUGGCGAUAGAUAGGUGGAGAAGACCACCACUCGAAGAUCCUCAAGGAGGCUAUGAGCAAGAAUAUGCUGAGUUUGGACCUGAGGAUGAUGGGUAUCAGGGAAGACCUCCAUCUGAUUACCGCCCCCGGGAUUACAAGGACGAAGAGUUUUACCAUGCGAGAGAUGAGUGGAGAGGAGAACAUCCAGAUCGUGACUUUCCUCCACAUCCACCACGUGGGCCACAAUCAGACCACCACAGAGAAGAUCCCUGGAGGGAGGAAAGGGACAGACCGUUCUUGUAUGAGAAUGAUGAUCGAAUGAGGGCUGAACAAAGAGGACCUGGGUAUCCUGAAGGACCUCUGUAUAGGGACCGAGAUAAUGAACCUCCCUUUCGUUCUCGUCCUGAUUGGGAAAGACCACCACCUCCUCCACUGAAAGAGAGAAUUUACCCAGAUCCCACUGAAGAAACUCGACCUCUUUAUGAUAGGAACUCUGAACUCCCCAUUGCACCACAAAGCAGUGUUCCAGAAGCUCCACUUGAUCAGAUGUCACCAGGUGGAACCAAAACCGUUCUUGCACUUUCUCAAAGGCAGCAUGAAAUCAUCCUCAAAGCUGCUCAGGAGCUGAAGAUGAUCAGAGAGCUUCAAGAGAGCAAAAAGGUUCUGGGCGAAACUUCUGAGUCUCCAGGAGUAGCUUCUGAAAUUUCUGCUGGUCUUCUUGGACUUGAAAUUCCACCCGAGGUUAAAAAUGCUCUUCAGGACGUGUCUGGAAGACUCUUGGAACCUGGAAUGCACAAAUCCAACCCAGUUGCAGAUUUCCUCCACACAGCAUCAGCACCACCUCCAAAACCUUCCUUCAUUACGACCACGGUGGAUUAUGGUCACGGACACGAUGUUGGUGCAAAGGUGGAGAGGAUCUCCUAUGGGGAGAGGAUUGUACUGAGGCCUGAUCCUCUGCCAUCUGAUCGACUCUAUGAGAAAGAACUUCUUGGACGUCGGGACCCAUACUACGAUAGAAGAGGUGAUUCCUACAUGGACCAGCGGGAAUAUGGAAGGAAUCGAGACAGAGAACCAUUCCGAGACAGACCUUCCCUGGAUUACGAGAGGGAUCGUGUGGAAAGAGAGCGUUACUCUAGAGACGAGAGGCCACCCCCAGGCCCACCCCGUCCUGCUUACCGGGAUCGUGAGAGGGAUGUGAGGGAGCACUCGAGUCGCUCGAGCCGAGAUCGGGAGCCGUAUAACCGAUCUUCAUAUGAAAGAAGUCUUGAUCGCUAUGAUCAUGCAGCUUCAGGUUACACAAAUGACAGGAGGAGUUACCCCGAUGAACCUCCUCCUCCAUCUCUUCCUCAACGUGUUGAGAAGAAACCAGAAACCAAGAAUGUUGAUGACCUUCUAAAGCCACCUGGACGUGCGAGUCGUCCUGACAGGAUUGUGGUAAUAAUGCGAGGGUUACCAGGAAGUGGGAAGAGCCACCUGGCAAAGCUCAUCCGGGAUAAGGAGGUGGAGUUUGGAGGAGCUCCACCGCGAGUACUUGGUCUCGAUGACUAUUUCAUGACUGAAGUGGAGAAAGAGGAGAAAGACCCUGACACUGGGAAGCGCAUUAAAACUAAGGUCCUAGAAUAUGAGUAUGAGCCAGAGAUGGAGGACACCUACAGGAACAGCAUGCUGAAGACCUUUAGAAAGACACUGGACGAUGGCUUCUUCCCCUUCAUCAUCCUCGACGCCAUCAAUGAGAAAGUGAAGUACUUCGAGCAGUUCUGGAGUGCAGCUAAAACCAAAGGGUUUGAGGUCUACGUAGCUGAAGUCUCUGCUGACCAUCAGACCUGUGCUAAGAGGAACAUUCAUGGGCGCAAGCUAAAGGACAUCACCAAGCUGGCGAACAGCUGGGAGUCGGCCCCGGUGCACAUGGCACGUCUGGAUCUUCGCUCAUUGCUGCAGGACGCUGCUAUAGAGGAGGUGGAGAUGGAGGACUCUGAGAUGGAUGCUGCAGCUGAAGAGAAGAAGGAGGAAGAGGAGGAGGCAGAUCUGGGAUACCUUCCCAAAAGCAAAUGGGAGAUGGACACAUCUGAGGCCAAACUGGAUAAACUAGACGGUUUAGCUGGAGGAGGGAAGCGGAAGCGGGACAUUUCUGCUAUGGAAGACUUCUUACAGCUGCCGGAUGAUUACGCCAGUCGCAUGUCCCAGCCGGGAAAGAAAAGGGUGCGUUGGGCUGAUCUGGAGGAGCAGAAGGAUGCAGAUCGGAAGCGAGCGAUUGGGUUUGUAGUAGGACAGACGGACUGGGAGAAGAUCACGGAUGAGAGUGGACAGUUAGCUCAGCGAGCGCUCAAUCGCACUAAAUACUUUUAGAGCCGUUUAUACUCGUCCUCUUUACAUCCAGAACGGUUCUUCUCGGCAGAGGUGGUUGAUGGGCGGAGCUCCAUGCUGUGAUUUCUACAUCUGUGCAGUUUAGGCACCCCACUCAUACUUUUUCUCUCUUCAGUAUCUUAAAUGUUUUCUUAGCCUGAAUGUUAUUUUUUGUUAUUUUUUUUUUUAUGCGUUACUCAGGUGAAGCCCUGCAGUUAUUGAUGUUUAUUGAUGCGAGGUGUUAGCGAGCCUGUUGUGCUUUAGUUUUUUAAUCGAUAUUCUCCAUGUGUUCCCCUCAGACUGUACUUUCUCAUACAAACUCCAAUAAACAACACAGUAAACAGUGUGACACACA
Silurus meridionalis is the source of this 5971-nucleotide messenger RNA. RefSeq names its product YLP motif containing 1 (gene ylpm1). Gene Ontology annotation, biological process: regulation of telomere maintenance. NCBI's taxonomy places the organism in Eukaryota, Metazoa, Chordata, Actinopteri, Siluriformes, Siluridae. Gene Ontology annotation, cellular component: nucleus. The record is from RefSeq and is a predicted model, not a curated record.